AAAUAACAUUUUCCAAGAACACAAGAAACAUGGACCCACGAGCCUUACCCUUCUCCGUUCUCCUCAUCCUCAUCGCAGCCACGACUUUGGCCAACGGCUACUCUCCUCCUCCACCACCUCCAACCACCGUAUAUCCCGCACCACCUCCAACCACCGUCUACCCCGCCGUGAAAACCGUGGAAGCAGCAGUGGAAGGAAUGGUGUACUGUCAAUCCUGCGACAAGUUCGGAUCAUGGUCCUUGGCAGGAGCAGAAGCCAUACCCGGAGCCAAAAUCAGCGUCAUCUGCAAGAACCACAAGCAACAAGUGAGCUUCUACAAAGUCUUUCAAACUGAUUCCUACGGUCACUUCUACGGUGAGCUCAAAGGACUUAAAAUGACUCCACAUUUCUUAGACCAUCCUCUCCACGCUUGCCGUGCCAAGCUCGUCUCUUCUCCUCGUGAGGAUUGUAAUCUCUUCUCCAACAUUAACAAUGCUUUGGAUGGAGCGAAGCUUCGGUAUGAAGAGAAGAGGGUCAAGUGGACUACCUAUGAGGCUGUGGUUUAUGCUGCUGGUCCAUUGGCUUUCCGUCCUGACCAUUGUUCCGAAACUGCUCCAUCACCUAGUUACUGAUUUGAUUUUUGGUGUUGAAAUAUCAUCAUAUGCUUAUUUGUAUAAUGUUUAUUGAGUUGUUAAUUUCUUCUUUUUUUUUUCCAUGGUUUGUCAAUUGUCUGUAUAAGAUGAGUUACGUGUUGAGUAAUAUUGUCAUGAGACUCGUUUGUAUCGACCUUACUCAGUUUUAUU
This is a messenger RNA of Eruca vesicaria subsp. sativa (arugula), 782 nucleotides long. NCBI's taxonomy places the organism in Eukaryota, Viridiplantae, Streptophyta, Magnoliopsida, Brassicales, Brassicaceae. The record is from the annotation of a GenBank genome assembly.